Colletotrichum navitas is the source of this 1388-nucleotide messenger RNA. RefSeq lists its product as uncharacterized. Bases 232 to 999 code for a protein of 255 amino acids. The record is from RefSeq and is a predicted model, not a curated record. NCBI's taxonomy places the organism in Eukaryota, Fungi, Ascomycota, Sordariomycetes, Glomerellales, Glomerellaceae. The transcript has a single exon.
UGGUUACACUGGAUGGAUGACUACCGGCCGCUGCACCUUUACGUACUGGACGCCAGCAGUUUCUUGGCAAGACUAGAAUUUCUUGCCAAGCCAACUCACGGGGGGCUGUGUAGAAAAGCGCAUGUCCUCAGUCUCCUGUUAUUCACCAGAGCCAAGCCUGACUAGGACUGGGACAUUGCCCAAGCCAAGCGAGAGAGGACAGGCGCCCUAAGAGUAAGAGGCGGGAGUGUAAUGGCCAGUAUCAUGUACCACACCGGUGGGUGGCAUUGCAUGAAGGUGUUUCCUUUCGCCCUCUCUCUCUCUCCCUUAUUGUUUUGUUGCUUCCUGUCAUCUUGGUUGAUCUCGAAACAAGAAAACAGCAGCGCCUUGGGCCUUGUGCGCGCGCUCAUUUCGUCACUCUCACUCUUGCCCUCACUCUCAUGCUCACUCCUCUCUCACUCACUCACUCAUAAUAUAUCUCUCUCAUCGCAUCAUCUGCGUGGCCUGGGAACCGGGUUCUUAACCAAAAGUCUGACCUGCCAACAAAAACCCCCAGACUCAGUCCCACGUAUCUUUCUUGUCAGGCAAACUUUAUUUUCCCCUUCAUAUCCCUCGCACCUUGUUGUCAUCUUCCCUCGCCUUGUCGAAUCGGAAUCGCCACACAGAUAUGGAACACACCACCUAAACGGUAUAGACACCCACGACCGAGAGGGAAUAACGAAGAAAGAGAGAAAAAAAACUCAACUGCCUACACAGCCCCCCUUCGAUAGUCCAUAUGAGGAGGCAACAACGACAUUGAGACUCCAUAGUACCCAGCGGGCCCCCUUUCUCCAGGCGCCUACGAUCGUCCACGUCCGUGACUGUACCGACACGCCCCUCCCAAAAUCGGCAGGCAUCGCAUCACACAUCACGCAUCGCGCAUCGCUGGCACCAAUAAUCUCUCCAAUAUCUCCAGAACCCGACCUAAUCAGCCACUUUCUCUCCCUCCCUCUCUCCCUCUCCUCUCACGUCGGGCCCUGACUUCACUUCAACGAUAUCGCGGUACACUCCAUAAUUCGUUCCAUUGUAAUCCAUCUCUCCUCCCUCCACGCUCUUCUCUCCGUCCGUUUCAACAACACUAAUCUAUCUACACAGCCUCCCCCAGAAUAUGCCUGGUAGGCCUCACGGGUUACACUGAUUGCCACCUGCGGGCGUUCAUCAGGUCGCACUCGUCGUACCCUAUUUUUUUCCACUUCGCCCUCGUGGUAUCCCAAUCAGCCGUUCUUUGUUUGCACCCGCGCAACCAAAUUCCUUUCGGGCCGCAGACUUACAACCAAACAAACUACUUACCGAACGCAUCUGCCAAGCAGCACCGGCCGACCGCACAUCUCUUUCUUCGAAAAAGGGAAGUGGGAAAAAACAAAAACAAA